Messenger RNA from Colossoma macropomum (tambaqui), 1240 nucleotides. Its product is annotated as odorant receptor 131-2-like. The record is from RefSeq and is a predicted model, not a curated record. Gene Ontology annotation, molecular function: G protein-coupled receptor activity. The coding region runs from base 1 to 978 and encodes 325 amino acids. Gene Ontology annotation, biological process: G protein-coupled receptor signaling pathway. The transcript has a single exon. NCBI's taxonomy places the organism in Eukaryota, Metazoa, Chordata, Actinopteri, Characiformes, Serrasalmidae. Gene Ontology annotation, cellular component: membrane.
AUGUGCACAGCAGAUUGUACUAACACUCAGAAUGAAAGCAGCAGCCUUCACCAGUUGCAGCUGGUCAGUUCUAUCUCACUAAGGAAGGACUUAUCAUUGGCCAUAACCCAGAUUUUUGUGUGGCCUUUUGUCUAUCUCAGCGUCCUUAUGCUUUUCACCUUCUACAGAAAACAGGCUUUCAGAACUGAAACACGUUACAUAUUGUUUGCCAACACCUUACUGACUGAUGUGAUUUUUCUUAUACUGACAGACUUUGUGGUCAUUCUCUCAUACAGCUCUGUGUUGAUGCCUAUGGCAUUCUGUAUUCCACUUUGCAUACUCAUGGAGACAGUCUCAACAUGCACACCGCUGACCAUCACUGCAAUGUGUGUGGAGCGCUAUGUGGCCAUCUGCAUGCCACUGAGACAUAGUGCUAUCUCCACCACUAGCAGAACUCUUACUGCUAUCCUUAUCAUCUGGAUCAUAAGCUACAUUAAGUCAUUUAUGGAUGUGUUUAUCCUUGUUGCAACUGUUUCACAAGAAUAUUUUUUUGAGCCUACCUUCUGUUAUUACGAGAUCAUGACACCAGAGCAAUGGCACCGCACAGUGAGGGAAAUAAUGAAUAUUAGUUAUUUUAUCAUAAUUUUACUCACCGAGUUCUUUUGCUAUUUGAUGAUUGUGCUUGCUGUCCGGACAGCCACUGUUGACAAGAAAUCAGCAGGCAAAGGUCUGCGUACCAUCUCACUACAUAUGUUUCAGCUUAUCCUGUGUACUCUUGAGAUUAUUUAUUCCCAUAUUGAAGCAGUAAUUAUAGAGCUAGAUAUACUCUUAUAUCUGUCAAUCCGCUCUUUCAACUUUAUUACAUUCAGUGUCAUCGCCAGGGCAGUCAGUCCGCUUGUCUACGGCCUAAGAGAUGAAAAAUUUUAUGCUGCCCUGCUAUACUACAUCAAAUGUAGACAAAAUCAUAUCUCAUCUGAAAACAGAGGACCAAUCACAUAAGUUUCCAGUAUAAACAAUGUUACUACUUUGAGACAGUAAGACUUCUUAAAUGCCUUGUAAAUGGCUGUUUAGCUAUUUAAUUUGUUUAUACUUAUAGUUGUAUUUCUUUUUUGUGUCAUUGAGUAAUACGGAAAAUUGAACUGAAUCUUUGGAGUGGCUUCCUGUAAGUUACUGAUCAAUGCUUAAUUAACAAGCCAUUCUUUUAAAAGAUAUUUAUCAUAAAUUUGUUUGCCACUGAACAUAUGUUUCUGUCACUGUCCUA